Molecule: messenger RNA, 1689 nt
Organism: Effrenium voratum
Lineage: Eukaryota; Dinophyceae; Suessiales; Symbiodiniaceae
Source: the annotation of a GenBank genome assembly
CAUCGACUUGCCUAAAGCCAGUGAGCAAUGCCUCGCCUGCUUUUGCCCUUUGCCCUCGUGGCAGCGGCUGCCGGGAGUUGGGACAGCACAGAAACCGAGGAUUUGAGUGCCCUACAGCUGCGGAAGGCUGAUGAGCCGCCCAUGCCUAGCCUCUGCGGGCUCACGCCCAAACUGGUCGCAGUGGAUGGGCAUGUGCUGCCGUUUUCGACCAAUGGGACCGCGAACAACCUCCACUCGGCAGUGCAACACAUCAUCCAUGAGCAUCUUGGCAAGCUGUAUGUGACGUACGUCUUCAGCGUGGGCAAGCACAUACAGUACUACUACCCCACCUUCUGCACCAUCCCCUGGGCCCCAGGCGCCGUGCAACCGUGCCAGGAGACCAAGAUCAAUGCGGCCAUUCCGCCAGGUGGCUACUCAGACAUCGCGGUUGCCCAAAUCAACGGCACGACGCAUGUGGUGCUGAUCGCGGGUGAUGCUGGCACUGCUGAGGAUGGCAGCAAGAAGACCACCGACUCGGUCGUCCUCCUCUUUGACGGCGCCUUCUCCGCGCCAACGACACUGGAGACUAGCAGUCCGCCGGGCACAGGGCACAAGGCCGCGCGCGGAGCGAACUUGUUGUGGCUCCCGCCCUUUGCCGGCGCGAACGGCGACCUUAUUCGACCAGAGGGGCCCACUGCAGUCGUCUCAGGCGAGUUAGGCACGAAGUUCUUCGCGCCGCUUCGCACGAGCGCGGGCCUUGCCUACAGAAGCACUCCGGACCUUACUCUGGCUGCGCAGGGGGACUCCGUGAACCUGGCCGCGUCACUGGACGACCGGACACUGGUUCUCACCGCGAGGAGCCGCUGGAAGGAUGCCUAUGGGACCAAGGCCCUGGACGCUCCGAACAUGGUUUACCAAAUCCAAGCCGACGGCUCACUGCAGCAGACGGCGAACUUCUCGAAGUCCUGCCAGAGCGUGGACGUCUCGCGGCUCAGCGUCGCGCCGCACCUCUUCGCCGUGGGCAACGGCGGCGAGGCGGACUUCGCCCAGGUGAACCACUUGCUGUGGAUCCCCCCCAACGCGGCGCCCACGCGGAGGUCCACCUGCGCGCCGCAGGCUGCAACGGCCAACAUGAGCUGCGACAGCGGCCCGGCAGCGACCGGGCCCCCUGUGCCGACGAGCGACGCGGACAGCUUUGACACGAGGACACGCAAGACGCUGAGUGCCACACUCGGGGGCAACACCUACCUGCUGACUGUGAACAGCUGCCAAACCUCCUACGUCCUCCGCUACCUGCGAGGAGCCGCCGUCGAGCUCUUUCAGCUCGAGGGAAGCCGUGACUGCGGCGAGAAUGAGGACUACUUCGUCCGCGGGGGUGACAUCGCUUGCUUCGGAGGCUUUUGUCGUGUGGCACUCACGGUGUACAACGGGAGUUCCUUGUUGUACUCGCUGCCGAGGCCGUACGCUCGGUGGCGGCGGUGGUUUCAUCGUUGGCGGAAGCAGCGGGGAUAGGGCCCAGCAGCACGGCUCUUGGGGACUGCGUCUUCCCAUAAUGGGACACCCCAGGAAUUAAGGAGACAGGAGACAUCGUCUGUGCACAAUGCGCCAACUCCCUGGAACAAUAUGGUCACUGGGGGAUCCCAGCUUCAGUUUGUCAACUUUUGAGAAUUCUAAAAUCCCUUGGCUCCGCCUGUGGCGACUCCUUGGCAC